Molecule: messenger RNA, 1395 nt
Organism: Penicillium manginii
Lineage: Eukaryota; Fungi; Ascomycota; Eurotiomycetes; Eurotiales; Aspergillaceae
Product: cofactor FMO1 FAD enzyme
Exons: 4
Coding region: 1-1395 (464 amino acids)
Molecular function (GO): N,N-dimethylaniline monooxygenase activity; flavin adenine dinucleotide binding; NADP binding
Source: RefSeq, a predicted model, not a curated record
AUGGAGCAGGUUGACGUCCUUGUUGUGGGUGCUGGUUGGUAUGGGUUGGUGGCAGCGCAGACGUACCUGAAGCUUGCCCCGGAGACCAAUCUUGUUGUACUGGAUGACGGAGAAACUAUCGGUGGGAUCUGGAGCCAGGAGCGUAUCUAUCCCAGUCUCUACGCGCAGAUUAGCUACCCGCUCUUUGAGUACUCGUUCUAUCCAAUGAAGAAUGAGGGUAUCUCGCCCGAUGGUUUUAUAUCCGGACAAGCAAUCCACAACUAUCUGGCCAGCUUUGCCAAAGAUAAUGACCUGAUGCGGUACAUUCGUCUUCAGACUCGAGUGUCUCACGUGCGUCGCAAUGCCGAUCACAAAGGCUGGAUAGUGGAAACACAUUCUGGGGCUCGCCAGAUCGAAUACAUCGCCUCUAACUUGUCCUUGAUUGAGAGCGACGCGAUCCAGCGAGCGACUGUAGUCGGGGCCUCGAAAUCAUCCUAUGACACCGUCUACCAACUACUCAAAGCAGGAAAGAAGGUAGACUGGGUUAUCCGACCGAGUGCCUCUGGGGCAUUUUCCAUAUUCGCCCCGACGUUCAUGGGACUGUGGCAUAUAUCGGAUCACAUCUCCACUCGAUUCGCAUCCAGCUUUAGCCCCAGCAUCAUGAGCUGUAAUGGACUCUGGGAUGGGUUUUUGCAGCGAAGCGUGAUUGGAAGAUCACUUAUGCGUGUCUAUUGGCAAUUUGCCACAGCUCUGGCAGGUAGAUAUGCGCGCUUCGGCGAUGAUGAGCAUACUGAGCAUCUGCGGCCCUGGCCUCACACAGACGGGCUUUUCUGGGGCAGUGGAGGUGUCGGAAUAGCGACCGUACCGGACUUUUGGCAAGUCGUCCACGAGGGAGAUGUCACGGUGCACCGCACGGAGAUAGAAUCGCUCUCGCAUCUGGACGUUGUCAACUUCAAGAACGGCUUUUCCGUGCCAACAGACAUUGUGAUUCACUGCACCGGAUUUGAGAAGGGAUAUGAUACGUUCAGCCCCUCGUUGCAGGAAGAACUAGGCCUCCAUUACGACUCCUCGUUAUUCUCCAAGUGGACGGUACUGGACGCACAGGCCGAGCAGAAGGUGAACAACCAGCUACCCAUCCUGAAGAACUCGCCUUUCGAGGCACUUGAGGAGAGAAAGCACACACAGGGGCCAAAUCGGCACUACCGUCGUCUCAUUGUUCCUGAAUUGGCGGCCAAAGGGGACAGAUCCAUCGUUUUCCCGGGUCACAUUCACUCUGCCUUCACACCACUGGCAGUGGAACUUCAAGCAUUGUGGGGGGUUUGCAUUCCUAAACGACUGGAUGGACAUCCCUUGCCAGGAGGAAAUGGAGCUAGAGGCAGCGACCUUCAAUGCGUGGACUCGAAAGCGAUAUAUUGA